This is a messenger RNA of Thunnus maccoyii (southern bluefin tuna), 2103 nucleotides long. RefSeq names its product dual specificity phosphatase 16 (gene dusp16). The record is from RefSeq and is a predicted model, not a curated record. NCBI's taxonomy places the organism in Eukaryota, Metazoa, Chordata, Actinopteri, Scombriformes, Scombridae. Gene Ontology annotation, cellular component: nucleus; cytoplasm. The coding region runs from base 38 to 2014 and encodes 658 amino acids. The transcript is spliced from 6 exons. Gene Ontology annotation, molecular function: MAP kinase tyrosine/serine/threonine phosphatase activity; protein tyrosine/threonine phosphatase activity. Gene Ontology annotation, biological process: negative regulation of MAPK cascade; protein dephosphorylation.
GGAGGAGGAGGAGGAGGAGGAGGAGAAGCAGUCUGACAUGUCGGAGCGUCCCCCGGGAUCAGGAUCCGGGAUGCUGCUGAGGCCCGGCGCCGUGCGGCCCAUCGGGGCGGAGGCUCUGGUGGCCCUGCUGGAGGGGGGGCUGGACCGGGUGGUGCUGAUCGACAGCCGGCCCUUCGUGGACUACAACGCCUCGCACAUCCUGGAGGCGGUGAACGUGAACUGCUCCAAGCUGAUGAAGAGGAGGCUGCAGCAGGACAAAGUGCAGAUCGCUGAGCUGCUGCAGCACUCGGCCAAGAAGAAGUUGGAGCUGCAGGGCGAUCAGGAGGUGGUCGUGUACGAUCAGAGCUCUUCAGACCCGGCGGCUCUCGGCUCGGACUCUUUCCUCAGCGUCCUGUUGGUUAAACUGGAGAGGAGCUUCCCCUCCGUCCACCUGCUGUCAGGUGGUUUCUGUGAGUUCUCUCACCUGUUUCCUGGUCUGUGUGAGGGGAAGUCCGCCCUGGUGCCCUCCUGUAUCUCUCAGCCCUGCCUGCCGGUGACCAACGUGGGACCGACCCGCAUCCUGCCUCACCUGUACCUGGGCUGCCAGAGAGACGUCCUCAACAAGGAUCUGAUGCAGCAGAACGACAUCGUCUACGUCCUGAACGCCAGCAACACCUGCCCCAAACCCGACUUCAUCCCGGAGUCUCACUUCCUGCGAGUUCCCGUCAACGACAGCUUCUGCGAGAAGAUCCUGCCCUGGUUGGACCGAUCGGUGGAGUUCAUUGAGAAGGCCAAAGCCUGUAACGCUCGGGUCCUGGUUCACUGUCUGGCUGGAAUCUCGCGCUCGGCCACCAUCGCCAUCGCCUACAUCAUGAAGAGGAUGGACAUGACGCUGGACGAGGCGUACAGGUUCGUGAAGGAGAAGCGUCCGACCAUCUCGCCCAACUUUAACUUCCUGGGUCAGCUGCUGGACUUUGAGAAGAAGAUCAAGAGUCCUCUCGCUGCCGACGCCAAACUCAAGUCCCUCCAUCCUCAGGAGCCCAGCGGCGAGGCUCCCGCUCCGCUGCAGGACGAGCCUCCGGUCAGCCAGGAGGCCCCCGGGGGCCCCGGCCUGGCCCUGCUGGAGCCCCUCACCCUGCCCUGCGUGCUGGCCGACGCCCCCGAGGAGCGUCUGCUGGCUCAGGCUCUGAGCGGCCUGCAGCUGGCCGACGGCGCCGAGGACAGCGCCCGCCUGAAGCGCUCCUUCUCUCUGGACAUCAAGUCGUACGGCGAGCCGGGCGGGAACGCCGCCGCCGCCGCCGCCGUUCACCGGGUUUUCGCGCCGCACGCCGGGCCGGGAGACGCCGCCGAGUUCUUCAAACCGUCCGGCUUCAAGGACACGAGCAGUAAACCCUGCCAGUUCUCGCCGGUGGAGGAGGUGUCGGAGCAGUCCACGCCGGAGCAGAGCCCCGACAAGGAGGAGGCGGACGCCCCGGAGCGAGCCGCGCCGCCGCCACCGCCGAUCAGUAAACCUCCACCCGCUGCUGCCACCUGCUCGCAGCUGCAUCGCAGCGGGAGCAUGGAGGAGAACGCCACCAGCUUCCUGUUCGGUCUGUCCCGCAGCCAGCAGCAUCUGGCCAAACCGGGCUCCGGCGGCGCCCUGAAAGGCUGGCACUCCGACAUCCUGCUGGGCCCCGUCACCGUCUCCACCUCCUCGCUGGCCGGCGGCUGGUACCUCUCCUCCGAGUCCACGCGCUUCUACUCCACGUCGGCCAUCCUGAGCGGCGGCGGCGGCGGCGGCGGCGGCUUCGCGGCGUACAGCUGCGGCCACGGCCUGGAGGCGGUACGGCGGCGCAGCCGGCAGAGGACGGGCGACCGCGGGGACUCGCGGAGGAGCUGGCACGAAGAGAGCAGCUUCGAGAAGCAGCUGAAGCGUCGCAGCUGUCAGAUGGAGUUCGGAGACGGGAUGACGGACAGCCGGUCCAGAGAGGAGAUGGGGAAGGUCGGCAGUCAGUCCAGUUUCUCCGGCAGCAUGGAGAUCAUCGAGGUUUCCUGAAACGCUCUCGGGAGGUUCCAGCGGAGAAACGGAGCAACACACACCGACGGCGCCGCGGUCAGUCGGACGCAGCUCACAGUCGACGGCGA